GUACGUGCAGCUGCAGUGGCAGUGAAGGUGGAGAACCUCCCUCUUCCCACUACCUGCUCUGGAAACUGCUCAACAACCAACUAGGGACAACCCAGCCGGAUACAGCAUGUGAGAGCCCUCCUGAGCACAUCAGUUACGCCAGAUGCAAUUGCUGUAAGGAACUAAAAAGAAACAUUUUCUGAAGCUGGGAAGCUUUUAUAGAGGAAGAUGGAGAACCCACUUCUUUUAUUCCCCCAACUAAAUAUUUCUGCCUCAAAGGAUAAAUCCUAUUACAAAGUCAUGAAAUCAACAACUAAAGAAGAGCCACAUAAAACAAGCAAGCCUGGAGCUAAGCAGAAGAGAAAUAGGCUGAGUCUUCUCCUGCAGAAAUCUGAAUUCCAUGAAGGUGAUCAUCUUGGUAAACCUGGAAACUUGACAAAAGCAGCAAGUGUGUCUCCUGAAGAAGCAGUGAAAUGGGGAGAAUCUUUUGACAAACUGCUUUCUGAAAAAGCUGGAUUGGAUGCGUUUACGAAGUUUCUGAAAACUGAGUUCAGCGAGGAGAACAUCGAGUUCUGGAUAGCUUGCGAGGAUUACAAGAAAAGCAAAACUGCACAUGAACUUUUGCCAAAAGCUAAGACCAUUUAUGAAACAUUCAUACAGAAAGAUGCUCCAAAAGAGGUGAAUUUGGACUUUCACACCAAAGAAGUCACAAGCCAGAAUAUUGAACAGCCCAUCAUCACCACCUUUGAUGCAGCACAAAACACAGUCUACAGGCUGAUGGAGCAAGACAGCUACCCACGCUUCCUAAGAUCUGAUCCUUAUUUAAAUUUGGUUAAGGGGAGAAAUCCCAGUCGCCCUACCCUUAGGAGACGAUCACGGUCUUUUACUGUCAAUGAUUUCCAGGGUGUACGACCAGACUUUACCGCUUGGUAACAGGGAAACUCAACCCUCAUAAAUUCUAGCUAAUGCAGCAACUUGUGUAUGCUUUAAAAUCCAAACCCUUAGCAGGUGUAAAUGAGUGGAAAGCAAAGUUAUGUGCACUUAUACCAGGUCAGAGUUCUGUAGCUGGUGAUUAAUCUCAUUUAUUAUAGA
Messenger RNA from Antrostomus carolinensis (chuck-will's-widow), 1071 nucleotides. It is a transcript of the gene RGS18, whose product is annotated as regulator of G protein signaling 18. The record is from RefSeq and is a predicted model, not a curated record. The coding region runs from base 208 to 912 and encodes 234 amino acids. The transcript has 5 exons. Lineage: Eukaryota; Metazoa; Chordata; Aves; Caprimulgiformes; Caprimulgidae.